AUGCGUUUAGCACUCACUUUAUCCUGUCUUUCUUUGGUCUCACCCGCACUGUCCGCCACGUUUUCUCGACGUAGCGCCUUCGCGCCUGGGGUUUGGACCUUGGCUCAACAAGGGACCACCGGUGUGAGUGCUCUAGAGAUGGCGGUAGUCUCCGAGACAACUGUCCUCAUUUUUGACAAAGUUGAGCACAACCCACUUACAGUAAACGGACACGUCGCUUGGGGAUCCGAAUUCAAUCUUCAGACCAAACAAGCCCGACCCCUCAACCCUUUGAGCAACACAUGGUGUGCCAGCGGAAGUUUUCUCGGAAAUGGCACAUUCAUCAGUACAGGAGGGAAUCCGGUUGUGAUCACCGGUCAGAGCGGUCUCCAAGCAUUGCGUUUGUUUACUCCAUGUACUGACGGGAAUUGCGAUGUCUUUGAGGACCCGAACCGUAUCAGGCUUACUUCUAAUCGUUGGUACCCUGCAUCAGUCCGGAUCGAGGACGGGUCCGUCAUUAUCUGGGGUGGAUCCACUACCGGCGCGUUUAUAAACAGUGCAGGCAUCAACAAUCCAUCCUAUGAAUUCUUCCCACCCAAGAACAUCCACGGUUUCAAUGGCCUCAAGAUCCCGAGCCAGUUUAUGGUCGAUACCCUCAACGGCAAUCACUUCCCAAUCGUAGCUCAGCUACCUGACGGUGACAUCUUCAUAGCCGCGAACCAGGCAGCCAUGCUCUUCAAUUGGAGGACGAACACCGAAACACCUCUUCCUGGCAUUCCGAAUGGUGUUCGAAUCAGUUCUCCGUUUUCAGCUGGCGCUGUACUACUUCCUCUAACCCCAGAAAACAACUAUGUCCCGGAAAUCUUGAUUUGUGGAGGUUCAACACUCUCCGAUACAGUCGACCCUUCCUCAAUCUCGUCCCAGGCGCCAACAUCUGCACAGUGUUCCCGAAUGGUUCUCACAACGGCAGGGAUAGCAGCUGGAUGGAAAGUCGAGAGCAUGCCAGUGCCUCGAAUCAUGCCUGAUUUGAUACUCCUUCCCGAUGGAAGAGUUUUGGUCGUUAACGGCGCUCAAACCGGUAUCGCUAGUUAUGACAAUGUCAACGAUCCGGUCGGUCACAGCAACGCUGACCACCCAGCUUUUACCCCAGUGAUUUACGAUCCUGCUGCACCGGCCGGGAGUCGUUUUACUUCUUCCGGUAUUCCCGCCUCUACGAUUCCUCGGAUGUAUCACUCCACCGCCAGUCUGACGCCAAAUGGGAGCGUGAUGCUUGCGGGAUCUAAUCCUAAUACCGAUUUUACCACAACGACAUUCCAAACUGAGUAUCGUGUGGAAUUCUAUUCUCCACCAUACCUGUCUCAACCGCGCCCAACAUAUACUGGCCUGCCUGCAACCGUUGACUUUGGUUCAAGUUUCAAGUUGUCAGUUUCGUUACCGUCGGGUGUAAAUACAGUUUCAGUUGUGGCUAUCGAUCUUGGUUUUUCUACGCAUGGUGUCCAUAUGGACCAUCGAUCUGUCAAACUGGUUUCUAGCCUCUCUACAGACAAGAAGACCUUGACAGUAACUGGUCCUCCCUCUGGAAAUCAUUAUCCACCUGGGCCAGCAUUCAUCUACGUGGUAACUGACACUGGUGUUCCAAGCUUCGGGCAUAAAACCAUUAUUGGGACUGGUGCCUCUCCACCUGUAGACCAAGGCGCAAUUGAUAAUUUGCUCCGCUCAACUACCGGUCCUCAACUUGACCUCCAGGGUAGUCCUACGGAAAGCGGAGAGGGCAGCGAUACUGCCACAGCUGUCAUUCCUCUCACAAACUGA
Messenger RNA from Marasmius oreades (fairy-ring Marasmius), 1791 nucleotides. RefSeq lists its product as uncharacterized. The transcript is spliced from 14 exons. The coding region runs from base 1 to 1791 and encodes 596 amino acids. NCBI's taxonomy places the organism in Eukaryota, Fungi, Basidiomycota, Agaricomycetes, Agaricales, Marasmiaceae. The record is from RefSeq and is a predicted model, not a curated record.